AUGCCCCCCCAUGGACAGCACGGGCCCACGGGCUCGCUGGCACCCAGCGCCCUCUCCACGCCCUCCCGUGCUUCUAGGAUUGCGUUCCACGUGCCAUCAGACAAGCACAGGACCUCGCUGCCACCUUCAGUGAGGGGCCGGGGGAGUCUGUUUUGGCACUGGCUGUGGAAACUUCUAGAAGAAGAUCGCAGGACAUGCCCCAGCUCCAGAGGAGCUGACCCGAACUCGUCCACUGUGGCCUGGAAGAUGAGCGCCGGGGUGCGGGCCGCAGCCAGCCCCGCCCUGCGGGCCGAGCGACAGCGCCACCCGAGACACCCGCGGGACGGCUGCGCGGCCUGCGGGGCCCCGGGCUGCGGCCGCGACCAGCGGCUCUACCGCAACCUGCAGGAGUACGCCAAGCGCUACUCGUGGGCCGGCAUGGGCCGCAUCCACAAGGGCAUCCGCGAGCAGGGCCGCUACCGCGGCGGCCGGCCGUCCAUCCAGAAGCCCGAGGUCUUCUUCCUGCCCGACCUCCCCACCGCGCCCUACUUCGCGCGCGACGCGCAGAAGCACGACGUGGAGCUGCUGGAGCGCAACUUCCAGACCAUCCUGUGCGAGUUCGAGGCCCUGUACAAGGCCUUCUCCAACUGCAGCCUGCCGCAGGGCUGGAAGGUGCACAGCGCGGCGGGCGGCGAGUGGCUCACCUUCCACCUGCUCAGCCAGGGCGUGUGCGUCCCCAGGAACUGCAGGCGGUGCCCUCGGACGUCCCGCUUGCUGGGCAGCCUGCGCACCUGCAUUGGGAACAAUGUGUUUGGGAACGCCUGCAUCUCCGUGCUGAGCCCCGGGACCGUGAUCGCCGAGCAUUACGGGCCCACCAACAUCCGGGUCCGGUGCCACCUAGGUCUGAAGACGCCGAGUGGCUGCGAGCUGGUGGUGGGGGGCGAGCCGCAGUGCUGGGCAGAAGGCCGCUGCCUUCUCUUCGACGACUCUUUCCUGCACACUGCCUUCCACCAAGGUUCAGCAGAGGAUGGGCCACGUGUGGUCUUCAUGGUGGACUUGUGGCACCCGAAUGUGGCAGCUGCCGAGCGGCAGGCCCUGGAUUUCAUCUUCGCCCCGGGACGAUGAGGACACUGCC
Messenger RNA from Dipodomys ordii (Ord's kangaroo rat), 1114 nucleotides. It is a transcript of the gene Asphd2, whose product is annotated as aspartate beta-hydroxylase domain containing 2. The coding region runs from base 1 to 1104 and encodes 367 amino acids. The transcript has 4 exons. NCBI's taxonomy places the organism in Eukaryota, Metazoa, Chordata, Mammalia, Rodentia, Heteromyidae. The record is from RefSeq and is a predicted model, not a curated record.